AUGGCCAAGAGCGCGCGAUCGAGUACGAGGAAGGAGAACAAUCGGCGCAAAUUUGCCAGCGUCUUCAGCCCAGCUGAGGCCGCCCGCAAUGAGCGGCUCUCCGCAAAGCUGUUGCAACUGGCAAGACAGCCCAAGCCGGAGUCCUCUGAUGUUAAGAUGGAUGAAGAUGCGGCCGAGGAUGAUGAUGCAUCAUCAGUCAACAAACAAAGCGCUGACACUACUGCAAUGGAAAUCGAUCCAAAGCCAUCUAAACUGCGGAUCGAAAAGAAGCGCAUAAACAAGAGGAAGCAGAAGAAGUCAAGCAUUGUAUUCCAAAAGUACAGUGACAGGUCUGGAAGGAAGAAGAAAUCCAGCAAGUAA
Molecule: messenger RNA, 360 nt
Organism: Ustilaginoidea virens
Lineage: Eukaryota; Fungi; Ascomycota; Sordariomycetes; Hypocreales; Clavicipitaceae
Exons: 3
Coding region: 1-360 (119 amino acids)
Cellular component (GO): preribosome, large subunit precursor
Source: RefSeq, a predicted model, not a curated record